AGUUUAAUUAAGCUUUUUUUUUCUAGUGUGUGAAAUGGCGAGUACACGCUUCAUGGCUUUCCAAGAACAUGUUGUUGUUUCCUUUUUUUGUGUCAACCUUCUUUGCUGUCUGUCAGUGUUUUGAUCUGUCAUCCUAUGUUUCUUCAAAGUGUGAUUUGUGUAUGAAUGUGGCUGCUUAGCUGGAUAUAUCUUCUUCAUUUUUUUCUUUCUUUUUUUGUAUUUUUUUAAUAAAAUUUUUGUGUAUUCUUUUUUGGUUCUAAGAAAAAAGCAUUGUGCGAUGAAUGAAAAGAAGAGGAAAAAAAAAUGGUUCUUUGCAUUUGGUUACACCAUAUGACUCACAUGCUUAAAUAAAUGUGUUGAGAUUUCAUUUGUGUGUUGGACUAUGUUGCAUCAUUCUGAUCUUGCUCUCGUUUUUCCUGUUUUCUGGGUCCUUGUAAGAUUGGAUAAAUAGAAAAUUUGAUAAAGUUUCGAGAUUUAUGCAUUUCAGAUUGGUAUAGAGGAGAGGAUUAGGAUUGUGUUACAUUUGCUUUGGAUAUUCUGGUGCCUUUCUAUUUUGGGUAUUUGAUGCAUUUCUUGUUCUGCUUGAUUUGUGGUUUUGGUGAAUUUUAGUUUUGGAUAGACAUGAUGGGUGGUAACUGGUGAAGUGGUUGAUGGUAUGUAAAUGGAUUGGAUGAUCAAUAGGGAAUUAUAGCACAGAAGAGGAACGAAGCGAGAUGAAAGAGGAGUCAACUGGACUUAUCAUUGGGAUUUCCAUAGGUGUUGUGAUUGGAGUUGGUUUGGCAAUUUCUGCAUUGUUCUGUCUUAGAUAUCACCGGAAGCGGUCGCAGAUUGGCAAUAGCAGUUCCCGGAGGGCACAUACCAUACCAAUCCGUGAAAAUGGUGUUGAUUCUUGCAAUAUUCUAUCGGACUCAACCUUAGGUCCAGAAUCACCUGUAAGGUCUGGACGAAAUGGCAUGUCCUUCUGGCUUGAUGGCUUCAAGAAGAGUAGUAACAUGGUGUCAGCAUCUGGAAUACCAGAAUAUUCAUACAAGGAUUUGCAAAAGGCAACAUAUAAUUUUACAACACUCAUAGGGCAAGGUGCAUUUGGUCCUGUAUAUAAAGCUCAGAUGUCUACUGGCGAGACUGUGGCAGUCAAAGUUCUUGCAACUAAUUCUAAGCAAGGGGAGAAAGAAUUUCAGACAGAGGUUAUGUUGUUGGGAAGGUUACAUCAUAGAAAUCUGGUCAAUUUGGUCGGGUAUUGUGCAGAAAAAGGACAACAUAUGCUUGUAUAUGUCUACAUGAGUAAAGGGAGCUUGGCUUCCCACUUGUAUAGUGAAGAGAAUGGAGCUCUUGGCUGGGAUUUGAGGGUUCAUAUAGCUUUAGACGUAGCAAGAGGCAUAGAGUAUCUUCAUGAUGGGGCAGUUCCUCCCGUAAUCCAUCGAGAUAUCAAAUCUUCUAACAUUCUCUUGGACCAGUCCAUGCGAGCCAGGGUUGCUGAUUUUGGACUCUCAAGAGAAGAGAUGGUGGAUAAACAUGCUGCAAUUCGGGGUACCUUUGGCUAUCUUGACCCUGAGUAUAUAUCCUCAGGGACGUUCACCAAGAAAAGUGACGUAUACAGUUUUGGGGUGUUGCUCUUUGAACUUAUAGCCGGCCGAAAUCCUCAGCAAGGUCUUAUGGAAUAUGUUGAGCUUGCAGCAAUGGACACCGAGGGAAAAGUAGGUUGGGAGGAGAUAGUAGAUUCUCGGCUCGAGGGAAAAUGUGAUUUUCAAGAGCUGAAUGAAGUGGCAGCACUUGCCUACAAAUGCAUAAACCGUGCCCCAAAGAAACGCCCUUCAAUGAGGGACAUAGUGCAAGUGUUGACGCGGAUCCUCAAAUCAAGACAUCAAAGGAAUCAUCAUCACAACAAGUCCCUCUCAGCCACAGCUGAUGAAGUCUCCAUUGAUGUUGAUCAGCUAGAGACCAAGAAUUCUGUCACUGACCACAGAAGAGAAGAAUCUAUAGAUAGUACAGCUGACAUUUAUGAUUUGUAG
Molecule: messenger RNA, 2009 nt
Organism: Glycine soja
Lineage: Eukaryota; Viridiplantae; Streptophyta; Magnoliopsida; Fabales; Fabaceae
Product: calcium/calmodulin-regulated receptor-like kinase 1
Exons: 8
Coding region: 714-2009 (431 amino acids)
Biological process (GO): protein phosphorylation
Molecular function (GO): protein kinase activity; ATP binding
Source: RefSeq, a predicted model, not a curated record